AUGCCCUCAGUUGCUAAAAAAGAAGGUAACACUAGGGACCAUAGCUCCUUGAAUCAUGGCCCCAUAGUUUGCAACAUUGAUAUCAUCAAUGACCAGAAUAAUACCCUAUAUGAUGGUAUAACUGUAUCGCCACUGUUAUAUCAAUAUAUAUAUGGAACUGAAAUCAAUGGAGACGUUAGUACCUCCGUUUCGAAUACUUCAUUUGUUCCUCUUAAGGAUCAUUAUUGUGCAAUAAAGCUUUUGGGGUCAGCGGUCUUUGAUCAAUUCAAGUUAUUCACUGUCAAUGGUGUUCACCAUCAACUUGAUGAUCAAAAAACUAUCCGUAUAAUAAAUGAUUCUAAUUUUUCAAGAUUUGAAUAUAUCACAUUAAACCAAGCAUUAUAUCUUCCAGUUGAAACUGGAGAUAUUCCAGUUUUAACUUCCUGUUAUAUUUCGGUGCCUGGUUCAAUCUAUGAGAUCUUGAAUGGGUCAUCUGUUGAUUCUAUUCGUACUAAAUUUCUUAACACUUUUCUAGCAGGAAAGAAUCGUGUAGUCAAUAAUGGAGACCAUAUUAGAGAUAUCAAUGGUACAGUUAAAUUGUGUGAACCUUUAGAUCAGGGGAAGGUUAACGAAAAUACCAAUUUCGUUUUGAUCAAAGAGGAUGAGGUCAGCAAAAAUCAAUUGGUUGAUGAUCUUGAUCUUGAUGAAGAUUUUGAUAAAGUUGCUGACUCCGUGGAUUUAUCAAAAUAUUUAGAUGAAUUAAUAUUUGAUGAUUCUGAACAAUCUGUUAUAACAUCAGAAACCACAAAGACUUUUGACAUCAAGCCGUUAAAUUCCAGAAUUGGGAUUGAAAGUUUACCCUGGACUGGAGAAGAUGAGGAAUUAUUUGUAUUCAUCAGUUCACAAGACUUAUUCUCUUUGAAUUUGCCAAUUUUCAAUGGUGAGACAGUUAAGUUGACCAACGGAGAUGAAAAGAGUUUAUUCGUUAAGUUAUUUGUCUUUUCAGAACCAAAUGAAUAUUCCAAGGGGAAAAUCUACGUUUCACCUUUAUUGAUGGUUAACUUGGGUUCAUCUACAAAAGUUUCCAUUUCCCCCAUUCCCAAUGAAGAUCGUAAGAAGCCACUUUCAAAAUUGAUUCCUAUUGCAGAUUCAAUAACCAUAAGCCGUAUUGUAUCCAACAUUUCUAUGGAUAGAACAUACCUUUCAGCGGUUUUAGCCAGUCUUAAGAACCAAUUGAAGGUGUCAUAUAAGUGUGUUAGAUUAGAGGACGCAAUAGCGGUCACAAUAGAUACCAUAAUGGCAAAAACCGUGUUCGACCAGGAAGACGCUGAAGAUAUCCAUAAUGCAACAGAACCUGAAAAUAAAGUUGAUAUUAUGCCUGAAGGAGAACCAGAUGCAGUAGCUUGGUUUAAGAUUACAAAUGUUAACGGAGUUUCAGAAGGUGAUAAUCAACAAUAUAUCAUUGAUCCUAUUAAAACCAAGCUUGUUGUGAGUGGUAAUGAGUUUAUUCGUUUACCUCCUAAUGAUCCAUCUGGGUGGGCUGACUAUUUAAAAUUACCGGGGUUCUUCAAAUAUCCCAAGUUUGAUACCACAGAAACAGUCUUCAAAUACAAGAUUGAUCUUGAAAGGGUAUUAAAGACGAAUUUGGAAACCCUGCAUCCUUUGAAGAGUACGGUAUUAUUGAACUCAAUGAGUAGAGGUAUUGGGAAAUCAACAUUAGUUCAAAGUGUUUGCUUGGAACUAGGAUUGAAUUUAAUAACUUUGGAUUGUGUUGAAUUGCUCAAUCCUGGGAAGGAAUUGAAAACCAUAGGUACCAUUAGUGGGAAAUUGGAUAAGAUUUUAUCUCAACAACCAACACUUGGAAUUGAAAACAGUAAGAAGGCAUUACAUGUUGUGUACUUUAAGCAUAUUGAAAAGCUCUGUGUUUCUUCCAAUGCAAAUGAACAAAACUUUUCAAUUCAUGAAUCUCAACUGUUGAAGUUUGUUCAAAUGCUACAAGAAUACUUUACCAAGUAUACCAAUAUAGUGUUCGUCUUCAGUUGUAAUGACUUGGAUAAAUUGAACAACAAUUUUAAACUGAUGAUGAAGUUUCAAAUCGAUAUAGGGGUCCCUUCUGAAGCUGAAAGAUUAUCUAUAUUCAAAUAUCUUAUCGAAAGAGAAAUACAACAGGCAACAGAUCCUUUAUUGAAACUUAGAAGUGACGUUGACUUUUCCCAUUUAGCUUUACAGUCUGCUGGUUUAACACCAAGAGAUUUACAAAGUAUAAUGAAAUCUGUUAAGAAGUUCGCUAUCAAGAGACUUUCCAAACUUGGUAAUUUCAGCAAGCAAGUAGCUAUUGGUAAUGGUGGGUAUGUGAUUUAUACACCUGAAGAUUUUGCAUUAGCUAUCAAUGAAGCUAGAAAUCAAUUUAGUGAUUCUAUUGGUGCGCCCCGUAUACCUAAUGUUAAAUGGGAAGAUAUAGGGGGAUUGGAUAUGGUUAAAGGUGAAAUUUUAGAUACUAUUGAUAUGCCCCUUAAACAUCCUGAAUUAUUUAGUAGUGGAUUGAAGAAAAGAAGUGGGAUUCUAUUUUAUGGACCUCCAGGGACUGGUAAGACAUUAUUAGCAAAAGCUAUAGCCACUAAUUUUUCAUUGAAUUUCUUUAGUGUGAAGGGUCCUGAAUUGUUAAACAUGUAUAUUGGAGAAUCAGAAGCUAAUGUACGUCGGGUAUUUCAGAAAGCAAGAGAUGCAAAACCUUGUGUUAUUUUUUUUGAUGAAUUAGAUUCUGUUGCACCAAAAAGAGGGAAUCAAGGUGAUAGUGGUGGGGUAAUGGAUCGUAUUGUUUCACAAUUGUUAGCCGAAUUAGAUGGUAUGUCAGGGGGAAGUAAUGGUGGAGGAGAUGGUGUGUUUGUUGUUGGAGCAACCAAUAGACCCGAUUUAUUAGACGAAGCUUUAUUAAGACCAGGUAGAUUUGAUAAGAUGCUAUAUUUGGGAAUUAGUGAUACUGAUGAGAAGCAAUUUAAGAUUUUGGAAGCUUUAACACGUAAGUUUAAACUUGAUGACGAUGUUGAUUUGAUGGAAAUCGCCAGAACAUGUUCAUUUACGUUUACUGGAGCCGAUUUUUAUGCCUUAUGCAGUGAUUCAAUGCUAAAUGCCAUGACCAGAAUUGCUGGGGAAGUUGACACUAAAUUUAAUCAAUAUAAUAAUGGUAAAACUGAACCUGUUUCCAUUAGAUGGUGGUUUGAUAAUGUUUCCACUCCUGACGACAUUAGCGUCGUUGUUAAACAAGAAGAUUUUGUGAAGGCUAAGGAUGCAUUGAUCCCAUCAGUUUCCGCAGAGGAAUUGCAACACUACCUUAGAGUCAAAGAGAACUUUGAGGGUGCCAAAGACAAGGCAGCACAAUUGGCUCAAGAAGGAGAAAAUGGCCAUUAA
Molecule: messenger RNA, 3387 nt
Organism: Lizanozyma spartinae
Lineage: Eukaryota; Fungi; Ascomycota; Pichiomycetes; Serinales; Debaryomycetaceae
Gene: PEX6
Product: AAA family ATPase peroxin 6
Exons: 1
Coding region: 1-3387 (1128 amino acids)
Biological process (GO): protein import into peroxisome matrix
Cellular component (GO): cytosol; peroxisomal membrane
Molecular function (GO): ATP hydrolysis activity; ATP binding
Source: RefSeq, a predicted model, not a curated record